AACGCCAUGUUGAGAGGAAAGAGUCACAGAGAGCUCAUUGAGUUGUCCAAGGUUAUAAUUCAACCACUAUUGCCCAACUUGUAUAAAGGCCAGGCCGGGAAAGUGGCGGUGAUUGGUGGGUGUGAAGAUUAUACUGGUGCUCCUUAUUUUGCAUCUUCUGCGAGUGCCUUAAUUGGUAGUGAUCUUACCCACGUUAUUUGCGAAAAGGUGGCUGCUCCCAUCAUCAAGUCGUAUUCUCCAGACUUAAUGGUACAUCCAUAUUUGUUCGAUACCGGCAAUCCUGAGAUCACUUCCCAAUUUCUGCCUGAUCAAAUGGAAGAAUUGAGAACACUAAGUCUCAAGGAUGUGAUCAAGCCCAGUUUUAAGCUACUAGAUGGGUUUAUCGAAUCCAAAGUCUUACCCAAAGUACUUGGACUUAUCGACAGGUGUGACAUCUUUAUAAUUGGACCGGGGUUUGGCAGAGACUCAUUGAUGGUAAAGUCAAUGAUCAAGAUUCUAGAGCAAAUCAAGGUUGCUAAUAAGCCGGUGAUUUUGGAUGCAGAUGCCCUUUUCGUGGUGAGCUUGGAUCCUACUAUUAUUCAAGGGUAUAAAAAGGCUAUCUUGACUCCGAACUUGAUUGAGUUUGAAAGAAUCGCCAGCCACUUUGGUAUCGAGUCAAUAUUGAAAGAGACUCGGUUAGAUCCCAUUCUCAAUGCUGUAAGUCAAUUGAGCACCAAAUUGGGAGUAACUGUGAUGAGGAAAUCGAAUGCUGAGAUCAUCGUGGAUGGUGAAAACCACCUCAUCAACGAUCUUAGUGGCUCGGCAAGAAGAAUUGGAGGCCAAGGUGAUACUCUUACCGGAUGUUUGGCUACCUUUGUGAAUUGGUCAUACCACUACCAAGCUGGACUUUGGGAUAACGAGGGACCCAAGCUAAAUGCUCAAGAUUCCACCUUAUUGGCGUGCUAUGCGUCUUCUGCCAUUGUCAGAUUGGCCUCGCGAAAGGCUUUUAAGCGGUACGGACGGGCAAUGCAGACGUCCGAUAUUCAACGCUUUUUGGGUGAGGCUUAUACUGAGCUUUAUGAUAGCGAAGAGUUCAUUAAGGUUUAGUAGUUUGAUUUAUAUGAAUAAUGAAUGGUGAUUUGGAUUAUCCAGUAGAGACAUCAUGGAGUUAUGAUGGAACAUAGGGAAUACCUUUU
This is a messenger RNA of Yamadazyma tenuis ATCC 10573, 1175 nucleotides long. The record is from RefSeq and is a predicted model, not a curated record. Lineage: Eukaryota; Fungi; Ascomycota; Pichiomycetes; Serinales; Debaryomycetaceae.